ACCGCGGGUCACGGGUGCGUGCGUAUCUCGGAUCGACCAACGACGUUGUCCCGUCAACGUUUGAACGUCCCUACGUUCCAAUUCCAAUUUCAAAACUGCAUUUUUGACGACAAGAAUUGGGAAACGUUCCAAAUUUUAAAUUUGAAUUGUCAGUGACAGCUUUUGUUUUUUUUCUGGUUCGUGUUUUCAGUGGUCUUUAUUAGAAAGUUUGGUGUUGCGAGUUCGAAAGUGUUUUUGAAUAGUUAGUUUCUAAAGUCUAGUCAGCUAAGUGCAAUAUAAUUAUUUAUAUGGAACCUAAACAAAAUCAAUCUACUAUGCCAGUGAGAAUAAAUAAUAUCUAAGUCUACCACAAGCGCCAUCAAGAUGCUGCGGUUAAGAAUGCGUCCGACCUCUCCGGCGGUCGGAGUUCUAGUGACAGUUUUUAUGUGUGCGAUGCUCGAAAUAACCUCCGUGGAGGGGGAGCGGCAAGAACCACACAAGUAUACCAUAGACGAACUAUUGUCUAUGGACUUUGAGAUGAAAGAUUCGGGCGACCUCGGCAUGGAUCCUUGUAAAGCUGAAAACUUCCAAGGCGACAUCGCGCUCCCCGACGCUGACUACCUCAAGAAGCCCUCAAACCCCCCGAGCGCGUCCAAGAUCAACAAGUCCUUACAAGAGGAGGUGGAACGACUGAAGAAGGAGGUGCUACUGGAGGGUCUGCAGGUGGAAGAGGAAGGUCUGACGGAUAUAUUGAGGAAGAGGACCAAGCAGCCGGUGCCGCUGGAGAAGCCGAAGAAGUAUAAUGACGCGGCGUUGGCGGCUAAGAUAUUGCCGGCAGGUGUGGACAAGUCCGUCGCAUUAAAAAACGGAAAGCUCCAGCCCGGUGAGACGUUGGACUCGGUCGAGAGGGCCACAUCCGUCUCACUCAAUCAAUCAGCCGCCCCGGACAACCUCACGGACUCUGAAAGCCUAGAACAAGAUGGCGUUCUAGUCGUUAACAUAUCCUCCGACAACAUGCUCAAAUACAACGAGUUCUACCCGAGAAUACAAUUCUCGAACAACAGCAACAAAAUGGACGAAGUUACAAACAAGAUACAGAGCAAUAGUAGAGAGAUAACUGGUGAUUCAAAAAACAAUUUAAAGUUCAAAGAGAUGCCUGACAAUGUGACCGUGGCACCGGCGCCUACGAACGGGGUGCUGUCUAACAGCGAUGUAGACGAUGACAUAGUGAGGUCUGCGGAGAUUAAUAAGACGGCGCAAGAACUGGAUGCGAAGUUUUUUGAUACUAACGAGUUGGUGAAGCCGACGGAUACCGUGCCAACUCUGGCUGAGAACCCGGCCAAUACGCGGAGGCGGCGGCGCCGCAGGCACGGUAAUGGGAGACGGUACAGAAACGUGUCGGGCGAGCGAGUAGGCAAGAACUCCUUACGCUCAUCGGAGGAGAAUCAAAACCAGAACGAGUCAAAGUUCGUUCGGAAAACGUUUUUUCGUCACCACAAAAAGCACAGCAGCAAAGAAAGGCAGCGCGAGGACGAAAGGAAAGAGUUCGAAAUUCCUGAACACGAAUUCGAAGAGAAAUUCGAAGUUAAACCGCCGCCAAAGGUUAACUUCUCGAAGCCGUUGGAAGAAACGCAGCAAUUUCAGAACUGGUUUUUUCUCGACACGUCCAAGGAUUUAGACGCGGAGGAAAGUCGCGUCGAAAAUGUAACAGAGACGCGACACAAGAUAAGAAAGCGCCACCGCACCCCCAGGGCCGCAACAAACCGUAAAGAACGCAUCUGGGAAAACGGAGUCAUACCCUACGAGAUCGACGGCAACUUCAGCGGAGCCCACAAGUCGUUGUUCAAGCAAGCCAUGAGGCAUUGGGAGAACUUCACAUGUGUGAAAUUUGUGGAGAAGGAGCCCGAUCACAAGGAUUAUAUUGUGUUUACGGAACGGCCGUGCGGAUGCUGUUCAUUCGUGGGCAAGCGCGGCGGCGGCGCCCAGGCCAUCUCUAUCGGCAAGAACUGUGACAAGUUCGGCAUCGUGGUCCACGAGCUCGGCCACGUGGUGGGGUUCUGGCACGAACACACCCGGCCGGACCGGGAUCACCACGUGCAGAUCAUCCGGGACAAUAUUAUGGCUGGUCAGGAGUACAACUUCAACAAACUGUCAGAGGAGGAAGUGAACUCACUCGGACAGACGUAUGACUACGACUCCAUCAUGCACUACGCCAGGAACACUUUUAGUAAAGGCACCUACCUGGACACCAUCCUGCCGCUGGAGGUGCACGGCAAGAAGCGUCCGGAGAUCGGGCAGCGCGUGCGGCUCAGCGCCAGCGACGUCGCGCAGACCAACCUCUUGUACAAGUGUGCUAAGUGCGGGAAGACCCUGCUGGGCAACUCCGGGUGGUUCAACUCCCCCGGCUGGGGCGUCGACACUAGCGCCGCGGCCGAGCGCUGCGAGUGGCGGAUCGUGGCAACUCACGGGGAGAGGGUCGUGCUCAAUAUUACUGAGAUCGACAUCCACAAGUCGGAAGACUGCCGCUCGGAGUGGGUGGAGGUGCGCGACGGGUACGCCGCGGACGCGCCCGUGCUGGGCCGGAUCUGCGGCUCGGGGAAGGGACCAGUCAUGAGGUCGUCCGGGUCCCGCCUGACCGUGGUGUACCAGCCCGGGGCGAGGCCGCGCCCUCAGAGAGGGUUCCGGGCGCAUUAUGAAGCUGUUUGCGGAGGAGACAUAGAAGUGGACAGCAGCGGCCACCUGGAGUCUCCGAACUACCCUGAUGACUACCAGCCCAACAAGCUUUGUGUCUGGAGACUUACUGUGCCACAGGACUACCAGGUGGCUCUGAGAUUCCACUCGUUCGAAGUAGAGAACCACGACACGUGCUCAUACGACAAGGUGAAGGUGCGAGAUGGUGACUCCAUGGACAGUCCUCUUAUUGGCAUGUUUUGCGGUUACAAGAUUCCACCGGAUAUCAGGUCCACAUCCAACAAGCUGCUCGUGAUCUUCGAGUCGGACAGCACCGUCCAAAAAGCCGGCUUCUCCGCGACCUUCAUGAAGGAGUUCGACGAGUGUGCGUCCAUCGAGCACGGCUGCAGCCACUCGUGCGUCAACACGCUCGGCGGGUACGAGUGCUCGUGCGAGAUCGGGUACGAGCUGCAUUCGGACGGGAAACGCUGUGAAAAUGCAUGUGGUGGAGUUCUUUACGCUCCGAACGGCACGAUCACAUCACCCUCGUUCCCUGAUCUCUACCCUCCCUCUAAGAACUGUCUCUGGGAGAUAGUUGCUCCACCGCAACACAGGAUUACGCUCAACUUCACUCACUUUGAUUUAGAAGGGAACCACAUGUACCAACAGGAAUGCGAGUACGACAGCGUAACGGUCCAUUCAAGACUCGGGGCUGAUGUUUUACGAAGACAUGGAGCUUUCUGUGGAUCCGUACUGCCUCCUCCCGUCACUUCUGAUGGAUCAGUCUUAAGAGUUCAAUUCACAUCAGACCCGUCAGUGCACCGCUCAGGCUUCGCAGCAGCAUAUUACAUCGACGUGGACGAGUGUGCGGAGAACAACGGCGGCUGCCAGCAUGAGUGCCACAAUACUCUGGGAGGCUACGAGUGUGCUUGUCACAGCGGAUUCACUUUGCAUCCAAACAAACACGACUGCAAGGAGGGUGGCUGCAAGCAUGACGUGUCGCAGCCUCAUGGGACUAUUGUUAGCCCCAACUACCCUGAUACAUAUCCUUCGAGAAAAGACUGCGUAUGGCAGUUCUCUACCACUCCUGGUCACAGAAUCAAGCUGAUCUUCAAUGUCUUUGAAUUAGAACCUCAUCAGGAAUGUGCUUACGAUCACGUGACAAUAUACGAUGGGGCUUCAGCUGAUGAAAAGACGCUGGGACAUUUCUGUGGCAGUAAACUACCACACCCGGUUGUGGCAUCACAGAACCAAAUGUACGUCGUGUUCAAGUCUGAUGCUUCCGUGCAGAGGAAAGGGUUCUUGGCUACACAUUCAACUGCCUGCGGCGGCUACCUAAGCGCUUCCGAAACAGUCAAGCACCUCUACUCCCACGCUCGCUACGGGGACGAUUCCUACGAGUCCCGAGCUGACUGCGACUGGAGCAUCGUGGCGCCGACCGGCUGGUUCGUGCGGCUCACCUUCCUGACCUUCGAGCUCGAGCCUGAAGCCAACUGCGGAUAUGAUUAUGUGCAAGUGUUCGGAGGGCUGGAGGGUAGUGCCGGGGAUUAUGGCACGUUUUGUGGGACUAAGAUGCCACCAGAAAUCGUUUCAACCACCGAAGCUCUCCUAGUGCGUUUCCGUACAGACGACUCAGUAAUGUUCAAGGGUUUCUCCGCAUCCUACCAAGCAGUAAAACCGGAAUGGAGCGACGAGGACAGCAUAGAGGGGGGAGAGGACGAGGAGGAAGAAGAAGACGAGAGGAUGCCCCCAUUGGUGGUUGGGAGGCGCGGCCUCCGGGCCCCGGUACCACGGUUCGUGAGGCGACCGGCGUGACGAUGGCCUCUACCACGACAGCCGAGGCAGAGGCGGCCGCCGCACCACCGCAUGCAUCACGACAGGUUUUAGGAAACAGAAUAACGCCCGCGCUAAAACACCAGAUUUAUUUGUUCAAGUUUAUGAGGUUUUCGGAAAGUAUGUCGGUGCCGGAUUGUCUGGAAAUCGCAAGUUAUUUUGAGUCUUUUGUGUGUGAUACUCUUUGGUAAUAUCUGGCUUUUUAGGUAUUAUUUAUUUAAAUACAUAAGGCUCAGAUGUCUUAAUUGAUUCAGCGGUUGACUCGCAAAAUAAUAAGCUAUUAGUAGUGCAAGUUUAGUAAGUACAAUGUGCAUAAUUAACUACAAGAGCACACCAAUUCGGAAUUGACCAUUAAUUUUCACGACUGAAAAUUGUACAUAAAUUAUUCAUAUUGUUCGUAGCAUAAUAUUAUUCCAUAGGCAUAAUUAUUAAUGUUAAUGUAACUAGUGGUCUACUUAAUAAUGCAAGUUGAAAUAGGAUGGAUGGACCGUUAGGUAUAAAUCUAAGUCAAUGUUUGAACUAUUAUAAUAGGUAAUUUCAGCAAUGAAACCAAAGUAUGUAGUGCCAUUUUAGGAAAGUAACUUAGUAGAUAGUUUAGAUAACGUAAUGUUAUUUACUUUAUGUUAAUAAUACUUUAGCAUAGGUGCAACAUAAUAAUUAUUAUCCGUAAUA
This is a messenger RNA of Plutella xylostella (diamondback moth), 5154 nucleotides long. NCBI's taxonomy places the organism in Eukaryota, Metazoa, Arthropoda, Insecta, Lepidoptera, Plutellidae. The record is from RefSeq and is a predicted model, not a curated record.